AUUGGUGGAGGCGAGAAGUUUAAACCGAGUUAGGGCCGCACUUGUCUUGCUCCUCUUUGGAGUUUGCGAAUUUGUGGCGUUUGUUUCAUUUUUUUUCUGGCGUGUCAGCUACUAGAAACGAAAGGGAGGGAAUUCGCUCUCACGACCUCCACAGCCGCCCCCGAGGAGACGCGGUCGGGUUCCCAGCUCCGGAGUAGCCAGGUGGGAGCGGCGCCAGAAUUUCCGGGGGGCGUCGCGAAGCUGCCAUGGCGACCCGGCGUGUGGGGCGAAGCUGGGAGGUGAGCCCCACCGAGCGGAGGCCGUCGGCCAGGCCGCGGGGCUCAGCGGCCGAGGAGGCGGUAGCUUCCCCGCCGGUCCUGUCUCUCAGCCACUUCUGCAGGUCGCCUUUCCUCUGCUUCGGGGAUGUGCGCCUCGGAGCCUCGCGGACGCUGCCUCUGGCUCUGGACAACCCUAACGAGGAGGUGGCUGAAGUGAAGAUCUCCCACUUCCCAGCCGCGGAGCAGGGCUUCAGCAUCUCGCCGCGAUCCUUUGAGCUGCAGCCUAAAGAAAAAAUUACUAUUUCUGUUAACUGGACACCAUUAAAAGAAGGCCGAGUAAGAGAGAUUGUGACCUUUCUUGUGAAUGAUGUUCUGAAACACCAAGCUAUAUUGCUAGGAAAUGCAGAAGAGCAGAAAAAGAAAAAGAGGAGUCUUUGGGACACAAUUAAUAAGAAGAAAGUGUCAGCCUCUUCGAGUAAUAAGGGGAUUUCCUAUAUUCAAAAUGUUAAUAAAACAUUUUGUGUUUCCCAAAAAGUUGACAGAGUUCGGAGCCCACUACAAGCUUGUGAAAAUUUGGCCAUGAAAGAAGGCUGUUUCCUAACAGAAAACAAUUCUUUAAACCUUGAAGAAAAUAAAAUACCAAUUUCUCCUAUUAGUCCCAUUUUCAAAGAAUACCAUGGUGAGACUUCCUUGCCUCUUUCCGUACGUCGGUCUACUACAUACACAUCUCUUCAUGCCUGUGAAAACGGGGAAUUGUUGAAAGUAGAAGGUGCCAAUGGUUCGGAAGAUUUUAAUUUUAAUGAGAAAGUUAUAAGUGAAACUUCUUUUAACUCCGUAAAUAAUAUGAGUGGCCAAAUUGAAGAGAAUAGUAAACUUAUUCUUACCCCAACCUGUUCUUCAACUUGGAACAUCACACAAAGCCAAGGAAAUUUUCUAAGUCCAGAUUCCUUUGUAAAUAAUAGCCACGCAGCUAAUAAUGAACUAGAGGUAGCAACAUGUCUUUCAUCAGAUACAUUUAUGAAAGAUAAUUCAAAGCCUGUGCAUUUGGAAUCAAAAACUGUACCUGAAACUUACCGGACAAUUUUAAGCCCAGAUUCUUUCAUAAAUGAUAAUUAUGGAUUAAAUCAGGAUCUAGAAUCAGAGUCAAUUAACACAAUUCUGUCUCCAAAUCAGUUUGUAAAAGAUAAUAUGGCAUAUAUAUGUAUAUCUCAGCAAACAUGUAAAUUAUCAUCAUUAUCAAAUAAAAAUUCUCAGGUCUCACAGUCUCCUCAAGAUCAGAGAACAAAUGGAGUUUUACCUUGUGUUCGUGAAGGUCAGGGUUCACAGUCUCCCAAAGCUAUUUUUGAAGAACCCAAAGCUUUAGAAAUGAAGUCAGAUUGCUACAGUGUUACAAAAAGUCAGCCUAAAUUUUCUGCAAUUCAGAAUAGUUCUAGUUAUAACCAUGAUAAACUUACAAGACGCCCAAUACUUUCUGCCACUGUUACUAAAAGCAAACUCGCUCACAGCAGAGAAAACCAAACUGAGACUAAUAAACCGAAGGCAAAAAGAUGCCUCAACAGUGUCCCAGGUGAAUUUGAAAAAGUAACAGAUAAUCAAAAAGAGAAAAGUGGUUUUCAGUCUUGUCUUCCAGUUAUAGAUCCUGUGUUCAGUAGAUCUAGCAGUUGUAAAAAUACGAUUGCUCCUUCCUCAAAGACUGCUUUAGUUGCCCGUAAAAGAAAGAGUGAGGGAAACAAGGAAGAUGCACAUGUGAGAGUUACAGUUACAGAACAUACAGAAGUACAAGAAAUCAAAAGAAUCCAUUUUUCUCCUGUGGAAUCUAAAACGUCAACUGUUAAAAAAACAAAAAAGAUGGUAACACCCAUCUCCACACGUAUUAGCAACAGAGAGAAAUCAAACCUGAAGAAGAAAACUGAUUCGUCAGUAUAUAGAACUCCUAGUUCUAAAGCAAACAAAAGGACAAAACCCAUUAUUGCUGUGGCACAGUCUACUCUGACCUUCAUAAAACCAUUAAAAACAGAUAUUCCCAGACACCCAAUGCCGUUUGCUGCACAGAACAUGUUUUAUGACGAACGCUGGAAGGAAAAGCAGGAGCAGGGCUUCACUUGGUGGCUGAAUUUUAUAUUAACUCCUGAUGACUUCACUGUAAAAACAAACAUUUCUGAAGUAAAUGCUGCUGCUUUUCUCUUGGGAGUGGAGAGUCAGCAUAAAAUCAGUGUUCCUAGAGCUCCUACAAAAGAUGAGAUGUCUCUCAGAGCUUACACUGCUCGGUGCAGGCUGAAUCGAUUACGUCGUGCAGCGUGUCGUUUAUUUACUUCUGAAAAAAUGGUCAAAGCUAUUAAGAGGCUUGAAAUUGAAAUUGAAGCUAGGCGGUUGAUUGUUCGAAAAGAUAGACACCUCUGGAAAGAUGUGGGAGAAAGGCAGAAAGUCCUGAAUUGGCUGUUAUCAUAUAAUCCUUUGUGGCUACGAAUUGGCCUAGAGACAAUUUAUGGAGAACUCAUAUCUUUGGAAGAUAACAGUGAUGUCACAGGGUUGGCUGUGUUCAUUCUGAAUCGCUUACUCUGGAAUCCCGAUGUAGCCGCGGAGUAUAGACACCCCAGUGUUCCUCACCUGUAUAGAGAGGGUCAUGAAGAAGCUUUGUCUAAAUUUACAUUGAAAAAGUUAUUGUUGUUGGUUUGUUUCCUUGAUUAUGCCAAAAUCUCCAGACUUAUCGAUCAUGAUCCUUGUCUUUUCUGGAAAGAUGCUGAAUUCAAGACUAGCAAAGAAAUUCUUCUGGCUUUUUCACGAGACUUCCUAAGUGGUGAAGGUGACCUUUCCCGUCACCUUAGCUUUUUGGGAUUACCUGUUAACCAUGUUCAGACACCAUUUGAUGAAUUUGAUUUUGCUGUUACAAAUCUUGCCGUAGACUUGCAAUGUGGAGUGCGUCUUGUGCGAAUCAUGGAACUUCUCACACGGGACUGGAAUCUCUCAAAGAGACUCAGGAUUCCUGCAAUAAGUCGUCUUCAGAAGAUGCACAACGUCGACAUUGUUCUUCAAAUUCUUAGAUCACGAGGAAUUCAAUUAAAUGAUGACCAUGGAAAUGCGAUCCUAUCUAAAGAUAUUGUGGAUAGACACAGAGAAAAAACUCUUGCAUUACUUUGGAAAAUAGCAUUUGCUUUUCAGGUGGAUAUUUCCCUUAACUUAGAUCAGUUAAAAAAAGAAAUUGACUUUUUAAAACACACACUGAGUCUCAAGAAAACAAUGUCUGCACUAUCACGCCAUUCUGAUGCUAUUACCAGUAAGAAAAAAGACAAAAGGAAUAGUGGUUCUUUUGAACAAUAUAGUGAAAGCAUAAAGCUGUUGAUGGACUGGGUAAAUGCUGUUUGUGCUUUCUAUAAUAAAAAAGUGGAGAAUUUUACAGUGUCUUUCUCAGAUGGGCGUGUGUUAUGUUACCUGAUCCAUCACUACCAUCCUUACUAUGUGCCUUUUGAUGCUAUAUGUCAGCGUACUACUCAAACCGUAGAAUGCACACAGACUGGUUCGGUAGUGUUAAAUUCAUCAACUGAAUCUGAUGGAAGUUCUCUGGAUUUGUCUCUUAAAGCAUUUGACCAUGUGGAAAACACUUCAGAACUAUACAAAGAACUUCUAGAAAAUGAGAAGAAAAAUUUUCAGUUGGUGAGGUGUGCAGUUAGAGACCUUGGGGGAAUACCUGCUAUGAUUCAUCAUUCUGAUAUGUCCAAUACGAUUCCUGAUGAAAAGGUGGUUAUUACCUAUUUGUCAUUUCUUUGUGCAAGGCUUUUGGAUCUUUGUAAAGAAACAAGAGCUGCUCGACUUAUACAGACAACUUGGAGAAAAUACAAACUAAAAACAGACCUAAAACGCCAUCAGGAGAGAGACAAAGCUGCAAGAAUUAUUCAAUCAGCUGUAAUCAGUUUUCUAUCUAAACGACGAUUGAAAAGGGAGGUUAAUGCAGCACUGGCCAUUCAGAAACAUUGGCGAAGACUCUUAGCACAGAGAAAACUAUUAAUGUUAAAAAAAGAAAAACUAGAAAAAGUUCAAAAUAAGUCAGCAUCAGUUAUUCAGAGGUAUUGGAGAAGAUACUCCACUAGAAGACAGUUUCUGAAAUUGAAAUAUUAUACAAUCAUCCUGCAGUCUAGGAUAAGAAUGAUAAUGGCAGUUACUUCUUACAAACGAUGUCUUUGGGCUACAGUUACAAUUCAGAGACGUUGGCGUGCUUAUUUAAGAAGAAAACAUGAUCAACAGAGAUAUGAGAUGCUAAAAUCAUCAUCUCUUGUAAUCCAAACUAUGUUCAGAAAAUGGAAGCAACAUAAAAGGCGAUUACAAAUAAUAGCUACAAUAAUAUUGCAAAGAGCUUUUAGAGAAUGGCAUGUCAGGAAACGAGCUAAAGAAGAAAAAUCUGCUGUUGUCAUACAGUCAUGGUAUAGAAUGCACAAAGAAUUACGGAAGUAUAGUCACCUUAGGUCUUGUGUUGUUAUCAUUCAGACAAGGUUUCGGUGCCUUCAAGCCCAAAAGUUAUAUAAAAGAAGAAGAGAGGCUGUACUAACUAUCCAAAAGUAUUACAAAGCAUAUCUGAAAGGAAAGACUGAGCGCACCAACUAUUUGCAGAAACGGGCUGCAGCCAUUCGACUCCAGGCUGCUUUCAGAGGGAUGAAAGCUCGAAAUUUACACAGACAAAUUAGAGCCGCUCGUGUUUUUCAGUCAUACUGGAGAAUGAGACAAGACAGAUUGCGAUUUCUAAACCUUAAGAAAAUUACUAUCAAAUUGCAGGCACAAGUAAGAAAACACCAACAAUUACAGAAAUAUAAGAAGAUGAGGAAAGCUGCCCUUGUAAUUCAGAUUCAUCUUCAAGCUUACAUUUUAGCCAAGAGAACGCUAACAUCUUACCAGAAAACCCGUUCUGCUGUCAUUGUUCUACAGUCUGCAUACAGAGGGAUGCAAGCCAGGAAAAAGUUUAUUCACAUCCUCACAUCCAUUGUAAAAAUUCAGUCACAUUUUAGAGCUUAUAUUUCCAGAAAAAAAUUUCUGAGACUAAAAUAUGCUACAGUAAAGUUACAGUCAGUUGUCAAGAUGAAACAGACUCGCCAACGGUACUUACAUUUGAGAGCAGCCACGCUAUUUAUCCAGCAGUGGUACCGGUCCGUAAAAAUGGCUACACUAAAGAGAGAGGAAUACAUCCAGAUGCGGGAGUCUUGUAUCAAACUGCAGGCUUUCGUGAGGGGUCACCUGGUUCGAAAGCAGGUGAGGUUACAAAGAAAAGCUGCUCUUUCACUACAAUCUUAUUUCAGGAUGAGAAAGACGCGGCAGCACUACCUGGGAAUUUAUAAAGCGACUGUUGUCAUUCAGAAUCACUAUCGUGCUUACAAAGCACAGGUCAGUCAGAGGAGGAACUUCUUGCAAGUCAAAAAGGCAGUUACUUGUUUGCAGGCCGCCUACAGAGGUUAUACAGUGCGCCAGCUAAUCAAACAACAAUCUAAAGCUGCUCUUAAAAUCCAAACUGCAUUUAGAGGCUAUAGUAAAAGGAAAAAAUAUCAGUAUGUGCUUCAGUCUACUAUCAAGAUUCAGAGAUGGUACAGGACACAUAGGAAUGUUCGUGAUAGAAGAAUGCAGCUUUUAAAGACAAAGGCAGCUGUGAUUUCUCUCCAGUCUGCUUAUCGUGGCUGGAAAGUUCGAAAGCAGAUCAGAAGGGAACUUCAAGCUGCAGUGAGGAUUCAGUCUGCGUUUAGAAUGGCCAAAACCCGGAGACAGUUCAGAUUGUUAAAAACAGCAGCGUUAGUCAUCCAGCAACACCUGAGAGCGUGGACUGCAGGGAAGAAGCAACGGAGGGAAUACGCUGACCUCCGGAAUGCAGCACUGACGCUUCAGUCUACGUGGAAGGGGAGAACAGUGAGAAGGCAGAUUCGAAAGCAGCACAAGUGUGCUGUCACCAUACAGUCCUACUAUAGAAUGCAUGUGCAACAAAAGAAGUGGGAAGUCAUGAAAAAAGCUGCUCGUCUGAUUCAAAUGUAUUACAGGGCUUACAGGAUUGGAAGGAGACAGCGUCAGCUGUAUUUGAAAACCAAAGCGGCCACAGUCAUUUUACAGUCCGCUUACCGAAGUAUGAGAGUAAGAAAAAAAAUGAAGGAGUACAACAAAGCAGCAGUUGCUAUACAGUCUACAUACAGAGCUUACAAAGCCAAAAAAGACUAUGCGGCCUACAGAGCAUCUGCUGUUAUAAUUCAGAGGUGGUAUCAGAAUAUUAAAAUUGCAAACCAUCAACGUAAGGAGUAUCUCAAUUUAAAGAAGACAGCAGUUAAGAUUCAAGCUGUUUAUAGAGGGGUUCGAGUAAGAAGACACAUUCAACACAUGCACACGGCAGCCACUUUCAUUAAAGCCAUGUUUAAAAUGCAUCAAGCAAAAAUAAGAUACCACAAAAUGAGAAAAGCAGCUGUCCUCAUUCAGGUAAGAUACAGAGCAUAUUGUCAAGGUAAAAUUCAGCGUGCAAAGUACUUGGCAAUCUUGAAAGCUAUCACUGUGCUUCAGGCAAGUUUUAGAGGAGGAAGAGUUAGACGAACUCUCAGAAGGAUGCAGAACGCAGCAAUACUCAUUCAGUCCUAUUACAGAAGAUACAGACAGCAGACCUAUUUUAAUAAGUUAAAGAAAGUAACACAAGCAGUACAGCAGAGGUACCGGGCAGUGAAGGAAAGGAACGUACAAUUUCAAAGGUAUAACACACUAAGGCGUUCUGCCAUAUGCAUUCAGGCUGGUUUUAGGGGGAUGAAAGCUAGAAGACAUUUAAAAACGAGGCAUUUAGCUGCAACUCUAAUUCAGAGGAGAUUUAGAACUCUGAAGAUGAGAAGAAGAUUUCUAUCUCUCAGGAAAACUGCUCUUUGGGUUCAGAGAAAAUAUCGUGCAACUGUUUGUGCAAAGCAUUGCUUACAACACUUCCUACAGUUACAAAAGGCGGUCGUUACACUCCAGUCGUCAUGCAGAGGAUGGCUGGUAAGGAAGAAGAUGCAGGAGAUGCACAGAGCUGCCACAGUCAUCCAAGCAGCUUUCAGAAUGCACAGAGCACGUGUGAGAUACCAGGCCGUGAGACACGCCUCAGUCAUAGUCCAGCAGCGGUACCAAGCAAAUAGGACCGCCAAACUGCAGAGACAUCAUUAUCUCCAACAAAGACAUUCUGCCCUGAUCCUUCAGGCUGCAUUUAGGGGUAGGAAAGCCAGAAGGCAUUUGAAAAGGAUGUGUUCCUCUGCAAUCCUGAUUCAGAGCAGGUUAAGAGGUUUGGUGAUAAGGAGACAAUUCAUUUCCCUCAAAAAAGCUACUGUUUUUGUGCAGAGGAAAUACCGGGCCACCAUGUGUGCCAGGUAUCACGUGCAUCAAUUCUUGAAAGUUCAAAAGGCAGUCAUUACAAUCCAGUCAUCUUACCGAAGACUGAUGGCACAGAAGAAGGUUCAGGCGAUGCACAGGGCUGCAGUUCUCAUCCAGGCCACUUACAGAAUGCAUAGGACCUAUGUUGCCUUUCAGACUUGGAAACAUGCCUCGAUUAUAAUUCAGCAACGCUACCGAACAUACAGAGCUGCACAACUGCAAAGACAAAAUUAUGUCCGACAAAGACAUUCUGCUUUGGUCAUUCAGGCUGCAUAUAAGGGCAUGAAAGCAAGGCAGCUCUUAAGAGAAAAACACAGAGCUGCUAUCAUAAUACAAAGCACAUAUCGAAUGUAUAGGCAGUAUCAUUUUUACCAAAAGGUUCAGUGGGCCACAGAAGUAAUCCAGAAAAACUAUAGAGCAAAGAAAAGGAAAGCACUUCAACAUGAUGCACUCAGGAAAGCAGCAGCCUGUGUUCAGGCAGAUUUCCAGGACACCAUCAUAAGGAAACAGAUUCAAGAGCAGCAUCAGGCUGCCACUGUUCUUCAGAAGCAUCUUAAGGCCUCCAAAGUCAGGAAGCGUUAUCUCCACUUCAGAGCAACAGUAGUCUUUGUUCAGAAGAGGUACAGAGCACUAAGUGCAGUGCGUACCCGAGCGGUCAUUUGUAUACAGUCUUCCUAUAGAGGGUUUAAGGUACGAAAGGAAAUCCAACGUAUGCACCUGGCAGCCUCCCUAAUUCAGGCCCUCUACCGAAUGCACAGGGCCAGACUUGAUUAUCAGGCAAAGAAAACUGCCGUUGUUCUUAUACAGUGUCAUUAUAGGUCAUAUGUCAGGGGAAAAACGGAAAGAAACCAUUUCUUAGUACUUCAGAAAUCUGUGCGAAUUAUUCAAGCUGCUUUUAGAGGCAUGAAAGUUAGACAGAAAUGGAAAAACCUAUCUGAGGCAAAGAUGGCAGCCAUUGAUGGGCAGUCUGCAUUCGGCUGUGACAGAACUGAAACUCCAUGUGAAGCUGUUCAGAACUCAGCACUUACGAUUCAGAAGUGGCAUGGAGCUCCUCUGGUUGCUUGUUCACAGGAGGCAGAGUGUCAUUCCCAGAGCAAGGCUGCAGUAACAAUUCUAAAAGCUUUUCAUGGAACAGCCACAGAAAAGUUGGAAACGCAGAAGCACGCUGCCCUCCGAAUCCAGGCCUUCCUUCAGAUGGCUGUGUGUCGGAGAAGGUUUCUCCACCAGAAGAGAGCUGCAGUAACUCUACAGCGGUACUUCAGGACGUGGCAAGCCAGACGGCAGUUUUUAUUGUAUAGGAAAGCAGCAUCGGUUUUACAAAGUCACCACAGAGGCUUUUUGUCUGCGAAACCUCAGCAAGAAGUAUAUUUACACAUUACAAGCAAUGUUAUCAUUAUUCAAGCUAGAACAAGAGGAUUUAUACAGAAACGAAAGUUUCAGAAAAUUAAAAAUAACACCAUAAAAAUUCAGGCUGCGUGGAGGAGGUAUAAAGCCAGGAAGUAUUUAUGUAAAGUGAAAGCUGCUUGCAAGAUUCAAGCCUGGUAUAGGUCUUGGAAAGCACGUAAAGAAUAUCUAGCUAUACUAAAAGCUGUUAAAGUCAUUCAAGGUUGUUUCUAUACCAAACUGGAGAGAACACGGUUUUUGAAUAUGAGAGCAUCAACAAUUAUCAUUCAGAGAAAAUGGAGAGCUACACUUUCUGGAAGAAUAGCUCAUGAGCACUUCUUAAUGAUAAAAAGACAUCGAGCUGCUUGUUUGAUUCAAGCGAAUUUUAGAAGAUGCAAAGGCAGGCAGGCCUUCCUUCGGCAGAAGUCUGCCGCUCUGACCAUACAGAGAUACAUACGAGCCAGGAAGGCUGGGAAAUGUGAACAGAUAAAAUAUGUCGAAUUAAGAAAAUCUGCAGUUGUUCUACAAGCACUAGUGCGCGGUUGGUUAGUGAGAAAAAGAAUUUCAGAGCAGAGAACCAAAAUUAGGCUUCUUCACUUUACAGCAGCUGCAUAUUAUCACCUGUCUGCUCUUAGAAUUCAAAGAGCAUAUAAACUUCACGUGGUUAUGAAGAAUGCUAAAAAGCAGGUUAAUUCAGUCAUCUGUAUUCAGAGAUGGUUUCGAAUAAGAUUACAGCAAAAGAAGUUUGCUCAGAAAUAUGAAAGCAUCAUAAAAAGUCAGCAGGAACUUCAAAAACGAAUGAGCCAGCAAAACAGAGCUGCGUCAGUAAUACAGAAAGCAGUACGCCAUUUUCUCCUCCGUAAGAAGCAGGAAAAAUUCAAUAAUGGAAUCACUAAGAUUCAGGCAUUAUGGAGAGGAUACUCGUGGAGGAAGAAAAAUGAUGGCACAAAAAUUAAAGCUAUACGACUAAGUCUUCAACUUGUUAAUAAGGAGAUUCGAGAAGAAAACAAACUCUACAAAAGAACUGCACUUGCACUUCAUUAUCUUUUGACCUAUAAGCACCUUUCUGCUAUUCUUGAGGCGCUAAAGCAUCUAGAGGUGGUCACUAGGUUGUCUCCACUUUGUUGUGAGAACAUGGCCCAGAGUGGAGCAGUUUCUAAAAUAUUUGUUUUGAUCCGAAGUUGCAAUCGUAGUGUUCCAUGCAUGGAGGUCAUCAGAUACGCUGUACAAGUCUUGCUUAAUGUCGCUAAGUAUGAGAAAACCACUGCAGCAGUUUACAGUGUAGACAACUGCGUAGACACACUCCUGGACCUUCUACAGAUGUACCGAGAAAAGCCCGGGGACAAAGUUGCAGACAAGGGUGGGAGCAUUUUUACAAAAACUUGCUGUUUGUUAGCUAUUCUAUUGAAGACAACAAAUCGAGCCUCUGAUGUUCGAAGUAGGUCCAAAGUUGUUGACCGUAUUUAUAGCCUCUACAAACUUACAGCUCGUAAACAUAAAAUGAACACUGAAAGAAUACUUCAUAACCAAAAGAAGAAUUCUUCUAUAAGUACUCCAUUUAUUCCAGAAACACCUGUAAGAACCAAAAUAGUUUCAAGACUUAAACCAGUUUGGGUUUUGAGAAGAGAUAACAUGGAAGAAAUUACAAAUCCCCUACAGGCUAUUCAAAUGGUGAUGGACACGCUUGGCAUUCCUUACUAGUAAAUGUAAACACUUUCAGUAUGUACAGUAAGAAGAACGAUUAAAGCUAAUCAUGAAUGUGUAAA
Molecule: messenger RNA, 10750 nt
Organism: Suricata suricatta (meerkat)
Lineage: Eukaryota; Metazoa; Chordata; Mammalia; Carnivora; Herpestidae
Gene: ASPM
Product: abnormal spindle microtubule assembly
Exons: 28
Coding region: 246-10685 (3479 amino acids)
Molecular function (GO): protein binding
Source: RefSeq, a predicted model, not a curated record